This is a messenger RNA of Haemorhous mexicanus (house finch), 2891 nucleotides long. RefSeq names its product polycomb group ring finger 6 (gene PCGF6). Lineage: Eukaryota; Metazoa; Chordata; Aves; Passeriformes; Fringillidae. Gene Ontology annotation, cellular component: PRC1 complex. The annotation marks the transcript as partial. The transcript has 10 exons. The record is from RefSeq and is a predicted model, not a curated record. Gene Ontology annotation, biological process: regulation of transcription by RNA polymerase II.
AUACAAACCGGUUUGGCUCAGCGCACGUGCGGUAGCGCGGCCGUGCGUUCUUUAGAACUACAUUUCCCAGCGUGCCCCGCGGCGUUCCCACGCAGGCGCCCCAGGCCCUGGAUCGACCCGUGCCAGCCCCGGUCCGUGGACAUGGAGGGAGACGCCGGAUCCGGGGUCCCGACGCUGUCGGGCGGGGAUGGAGCGGGCGCGGGCCAGGGCCUGGGCCCGGCUGAUGAGGACCGGGACAUGGAGGGGGCCCCCAGCUGCUCGGGGUCGCGCUCCCACCCCUUCGAGUUCGAGCGGGGUCGCUCGGAGUCUAGCGGCGAUGAGGACGACGACGACGAAGACGACGAGGAAGAGGAGGUGGAGGAGGAGGAGGAGGAGAUGGAGGGCGACACCAGGGCUCGGUUCGGAACGGAUGAUGGGGAGCUCGACUCGGACGACGACCGAGAGCGUAUGAUAAACCUUUCAGAGUUGACCCCCUACAUCCUGUGUUCCAUCUGCAAAGGUUACUUUAUUGAUGCUACAACUAUUACAGAAUGUCUGCACACAUUUUGUAAAAGCUGCAUUGUGAGACACUUCUACUAUAGCAACAGAUGUCCAAAGUGCAAUAUUGUUGUGCAUCAGACACAGCCCCUCUAUAAUAUCAGACUGGACCGACAACUGCAAGAUAUAGUCUAUAAAUUAGUUGUCAAUCUGGAGGAAAGAGAGAAAAAACAAAUGCAUGACUUCUACAAAGAAAGAGGAUUAGAAGUGCCCAAACCAGCUGUCCCACAGCCAGUUCCACCAAGCAGAGGAAGACCCCGAAAAGUUCUGGGCUCAGUGUUCCGGAUCCCACCAGAACUUGACAUUUCCAUACUUCUGGAGUUUAUUGGAGCUAAUGAAGGCACAGGGAAUUUUAAGCCUUUGGAAAAGAAGUUUGUGCGUGUUUCCGGGGAGGCAACAAUUGGACACGUGGAGAAAUUCCUCAGAAGAAAAAUGGAUCUAGACCCUGCUUGUCAGGUGGAUAUAAUAUGUGGUGAUCACCUGCUGGAGCAAUACCAGACACUGAGGGAAAUUCGUCAGGUCAUAGGAGAGAGUGCAGUACAGGAUGGUCUCCUUGUACUGCACUAUGGCCUGGUGGUGUCUCCACUAACUUAAAGGUGUCUGGAAUAUCAGAAGGCAAAAGAAUCUGAAGUCAUGGGGCUUCUUCAGGGCUGUUUCUCACCAAAGAAGCCGUCGCAUUUCCUGUGGCAGGAAGCGAGUGAAAGCAGCCACCACUCACUGCUGUGUGCUUGUAAUGUAAUGUCUGACUUCACCACUGUAAAAAAUUGCAGCUUCUCUAAGUACAGCUGUAGAUGUUGCUAUGCUUCAUGUUACUGAUUACUGUCUUCAAAUUUCACUCAGCUCAGGGAAAUUAAAUGCUCCAAGUAGCUAACUUUUUUUUACUUUCUAAAAUCACAAGAUUUCACAGGGUUAACAGCCUUUUUUCCUCUAAGCUCUGAGAUUUCUCUGGCUAAGUGUCUAGCUAGAACAGUGCUCUCAGGGAUGAUCUUCAAUGAGCAGUAUAAUUUGUUUUGGGCAAGAGACAGUCAUUUGCCUAAAAAAAAAUAUACUGUGAUCAUCUGUCUUUGGAUGUGAUUUGGGGAAAGGAAGGAAACUUCAGAAAUACAGACCAAAAUAGGUAGAAAAUAAUGCAGCAUAAGCAUUGUUUUUUGAGAAGUAGCAUUAAAUUUGUUGUUUUUCUUGAAGAAAGACAAUUUUGUUUGCACUGGAAAUAUAUUUGCUGGUAGUUUGGCUCAUACCAAAUGGUGGAUCAUGCAUCUCUAGUCUCAAUGGAGAUGAGCUGGCUGUAAGCUGGUUAAACUAUGCAUGGAAAAAAUAAAAGUAGCACCUCUUUCUACCUGCUUGCUGUAUAUAAAGUAAUCACUGUCAAUCUGCUAUCAUGUAAAAUCUGUCAACUGACUUGUCUUGAGUGUCAGCCGCAUAAAUCCAUUCACUUUAGCACAUACCUCUCCAGCAGCUGUGAAAAUGGUCACUUUUCCUACUCUUUCUAGGGUGUUUUAGUGCAUUGUAGUGGAGAUCAGGGUUAAAUAAUGUAAUACCUGCCUGUUACUACCAGAUUGACAGAGGACAUUAGGUGACUUUAGUUUUAACAUGUUAAAAUACUAGGUUUGGUGACAAGAGUAACAACUGGUGACAACUUCAAAUUUUCUUCUGUUUGAGAUUUCCAUGUUGUCUUGUGCAGCAUUAAGGACCAGAGGGCUGUGGGUGUUGUGCUCAUGCUGCAUACUGGGUCAUCAGUGUGGGGAUUCAUGAAAGCUUCCAUUAGGCACCAGGCUCCUUCCCUCCCCUACAGACAGUACAGGGAAAAGGAAGAGAUUCCUUUGUAAGGCACUUCAGAGCACCUGGAGCUCCUUGUCCUUCUUGCACUGAGGAUCCCAGAACUGGGCACAGCACUCCAGAUGUGGCCUCACCACGGCUGAGUAGAGAGGUAGGAUCACUUCCCUUGACCUGCUGGCCACACUCUUCCCAAAGCACUCCCAGAUUCCAUUGGCCCUCCUGGCUGCAAGGGCUCAAAUGCAUUUGUUCACUGUCAGCCAAAGAGGACUGGCAUCCUUUGUCUAAAGAAACCUUUCAUGAAUCCUCCCUCAGGUCUUUACAAUAAACAUUGUUCUGUCUGUGAAGGUGGCACCAUUAGAAAAAAUAAUUUUGUUUGAAGUAACUCUCAUGAUGCUUCUAAAUAUGUAACACAAAGCCUUUUUAGCUACAAACUCCUAUUUUACCUUGAAAGUUUGUAUAAAAGUAGUGUCUAAAAUGCAGGAGAAAAUGAGAUUAUUUUGUAAACACCUCGUGAGUUGUGUUAAUAAAAGAUUAUAUAUUGUAACAGUAAAAUAAACUUUAUUUUAGCCAAUUUAAAA